Molecule: messenger RNA, 1386 nt
Organism: Maylandia zebra (zebra mbuna)
Lineage: Eukaryota; Metazoa; Chordata; Actinopteri; Cichliformes; Cichlidae
Gene: tmx2a
Product: thioredoxin-related transmembrane protein 2a
Biological process (GO): brain development
Cellular component (GO): membrane-bounded organelle
Molecular function (GO): disulfide oxidoreductase activity
Source: RefSeq, a predicted model, not a curated record
ACACCGUAGCUCAACAGCUCCAGCUGUCAUUUCUCCUCCAACACUCUGUCGCGGUGGUUCGUCUUCUCCGUCAGCAUGGGUUUACUCACGGGACUCUGCGCUUUCUUGUAUCACUUACCUCAGAUUUACAAAUGGCUGCUCAAGCCGUACUAUAUCACGUCCUUCCUCUUGACCAUCUCAUUCGUGGUGGUGCGAAAGACUCCAGGUCUUUGCGAGCACCUGGUGACCCAGCGCGAGGACGGCAACUCCUGUGACUUUGACUGGAGAGAGCUGGAGAUCCUCAUGUUUCUCAGUGCAAUAGUGAUGAUGAAGAACAGGAGAGCUAUCACAGUGGAGCAGCACAUUGGGAACUUGUUAAUGUUCAGCAAAGUGGCCAACUGUAUCCUCUUCUUCAGGAUGGACAUUCGGUUUGGCAUCCUCUACCUUGCACUGUGCCUCGCAUUUGUCAUGACCUGUCAGCCACCUCUCUACAUGGGCCCAGAGUACAUCAAGUACUUCAGUGACAAGACCAUCGACGAGGAGCUGCAGCGGGACAGUCGUGUCACAUGGCUCGUUGAAUUCUACGCCAACUGGUCCUCUGAUUGUCAGUCGUUUGCUCCCAUCUUUGCAAACCUUUCUCUCAACUACAACUGUGCUGGACUCCGCUUUGGGAAGAUAGACAUUGGUCGCUAUGAAGAGGUUUCAAAGAAGUACAGGGUUAGUACUUCUCCUCUGGCCAAGCAGCUACCUUCAGUUCUGCUUUUUCAAGGAGGACGGGAAGUUAUGAGGCGUCCAAUGGUGGACAGCAAAGGUAGAGCUGUAUCUUGGACCAUGAACGAGGAGAACAUCAUCCGAGAGUUUAACCUCAACGAGCUCUUCCAGAAAUCCAAGAAGCUGAACAAAAGCCAUGGUUCGAAGGAAGAGGAGCAGAAUGGCUCUCAGCCACAAGAGGGUGGCGAGGAGCUUCCUCCUGACACCGACAAUAUGGAGCAGCCAAAAGAGAGCAAGAAAGACCAGUGAAGAGGAGAGGGGCUGCAUCAAGUCUUUGCUUUGCUCUUAACAUUUCUGUUACUUUCCUUAUUGUAACAGCCAAAUAUUUUUAGUUUAAGGGAAGAAAACAGGCUCCACUACCACAAGAAAUAGUCUCUACACUGUAAGUCUUUAUUGUGGGGAAAUACCCAUAACCGCUGAUCUUAUUUAAACGAUCUGUGUGUGAUGCAGAUUGAAGCAGCAGCGAUUUUGGAGCAUUUUAUUACACUAAGUUAUUGACGAACAAAAAAAGAUUUUUGCUAAUUUUUUUUCCACUUUUGUCAACGUGUCAUUGGUUCUUUUGCUGCCUGUAUUUAUUGACUGGUUUGUGUACUUUUGUGUCAGAAAAGCCAAAGUAAAAGCUUGAGGUGAAACAAA